Molecule: messenger RNA, 1677 nt
Organism: Cetraspora pellucida
Lineage: Eukaryota; Fungi; Glomeromycota; Glomeromycetes; Diversisporales; Gigasporaceae
Source: the annotation of a GenBank genome assembly
GUGAUAAAAAUAUUGGUAGAUCAAACUUUAGUAAACAUAUGUCGACCUGCAACUGCCAUAAUCAUAAAACUAGUCACUGCUGAUAAAAACUCCACUACUUCUCCAAUACGGUCUUAUGGUUUUGAUGUAUUACAUGAAGCGAUAUUGCUUCAACCCAAUUGUCUACCUACUUUAGUGCAACGCUUUGCUUCGGCUGACUAUGUGUUACGUUCAAACAGUUUAUGUUUAAUUAAUGCCCUUAUGAGACAUGUUACUGAUCAGUAUUGGGAAUCAUUUAUGGACAUGUUGGACAGGCUGAAUGUUAGAAAAGCCGUUGCUCUUUUGAUGAAUGGUGUUCAUGGGGAAGAAUUAUCAAAACAUUUAUUAGAAUUCCAAUCAUUGUUUGUUCGUCAAGCAUAUAGAUGGAAAAGGACACAAGUGUCGUUACAUAUUCCAUCCCAUAAAGUUAUGUUGGAAGGAAUUUGGAAAUCAGCAAAUUUAUCUGAUGAAGGUGGCAAAUGGAGAAAAGUCGGUUUUGCGACGGAAGCGCCAAAAUGGGAAAUUCAACGUGUCGGAUAUUUAGGACUUGAGAAUAUGCAUGGUUUUAUGAAAAAAAACCCAGAUGAAUAUCAAAAAACGAUAUUAGAACAGAUCAAUCGGCCUGCCGAACGUCGAUGUCCGUUUGCGAAAACAUCUAUCGAAGUCACAGAAUUACUAUGUGAUUAUUGGGACAUUAGCACAGGAUGUAAGAAGUAUUUUCAUACAACAUCGACGUCAUUUCAACCUUUAUUGUUAUCGUUUGAAAAAAUCCAUUAUAUAACUGUAAAGGCAUUUUUUCGACUAUGGAAUGAUAUGGAAGCGACAGUUGAUGAUUUUCCCAAGGUAUCUGCGUUGGUACGAAGUCAAUUAAAAUUUGCGCUACGUGACGAAGCGACCAAACAACUUUAUGAAUUUGAAAAUGACAUGUUGAAAGUUGAAUAUAAAAUUAUUAGAGAUAGACAAUUAAAAGAAUUAGAACUUGGUGACGAUUUAUUAAGUAAAACACCUGUCAGAAAUCUACGAGGACAAUUGUAUACGGAAUCUUAUGAAUUCGUCAAGCAACAACGUAUUAAAUGUCUGCUAUUCGGUGAUUGGUUUCCAAUGAUAACACCAGCAAAUAUUCCAACAAAUCAACAAAAUUUAGGUAGAAGAUCUAUAUACAAUAAAAAGUGGAGAUUUUAUAGGCUCAGUCCAAAUUUAAAAUUUCUUCAUUAUAGUGAUUUUACUGAAAAAACUUUUAUAAGAGAUGGUGUGGAAGAGUUACCCGAAAGAAUUGAUUUAUCUCUAGUAACGGAUGUGAUGACGGGUUUAACACCACAACUAUCAACAAACACAGGUUCGCCAACAAGAAAAUCUGUAGGUUCUUCACAGGAUCUAAUGUUCUCUUUAAUGUCUGGACCUGAUACUGUACUAGCAGAUUUUAUGGCAUCAGAUUAUGUACAAUUCUCUGAAUGGACGGAUGGAUUGAAUAUGUUAUUUGAUAAAAAUAUUGGAAGCAGAGAUACAGCAGAAUUCAUACAUAUAUUGACAGAAAUUGGAGUAAAGGUCAAAUUAUUGGAUUUGAGCGGUGAGGGGGUUGAAAUACCACAGAGUGUUGAAGUACCAAGGGAGUUACCCGUUGUUGAAAACGGAUUUUAUUAUGAUGAUCCUUUUUCUUAG